Molecule: messenger RNA, 2222 nt
Organism: Rubroshorea leprosula
Lineage: Eukaryota; Viridiplantae; Streptophyta; Magnoliopsida; Malvales; Dipterocarpaceae
Source: the annotation of a GenBank genome assembly
AAAACAAGAAAAGUACAAUUUGACAACGAUUCAUCAUAUAUGGUAGGACUACCCAACAUUUAUUUCUUCAAAAUCAAACACUGCAUUCCCUGCAAUUCUCUCCCGAGGACCAAGACCUCUGCCUCUCUGCCUAAUUCUUUUCAUCUCUUUCUUCUUCCAAAAUUUGACGACAUGACUUCGUGUUACCGCCGGUUAGCAGCUGCUUCCGCAGCACCGGAAGCUCCAUUUCAGCUCCGUAAACUGAGACCGGCGGUUGAGAUUUCGUCGCUUCAUUGGUUCAAGGCAAAUCAACGGCCAGAAAUACUUCUGCGGUCAACAGCAACACCGAGAGUACCAGUGGUGAAAGCGGUAGGUGAAUCGGAGGGCGGAGAUGUGAGGAAGAAUGCGGGAGCGUGCUCCUACUCACUCGAGGAUGGCAGUGUGGUUGACCGGACAGUGGAGGAGAUGGAUAGCAGUAAGAGAAAGAGAAAUCAGACGGUGGAAGUGGCAAUUGCAGCGGCGGCUACGGUGGUGCUGGGCGUGGGGAAUCGCGUGUUGUAUAAAUUGGCUCUUGUUCCUCUCAAGCAUUAUCCCUUCUUCCUUGCUCAGCUUGCUACAUUCGGGUACGUAGUUGUAUACUUUUCCAUAUUGUAUCUCCGAUUCCAUGCUGGCAUUGUUACAGAUGAGAUGCUGUCCUUGCCAAAGGCUCCAUUUCUUGCUGUUGGUCUUUUGGAGGCUCUUGCUGCUGCAACUGGGAUGGCUGCUGGAGCAAUUCUUUCUGGGGCGUCCAUACCUAUUUUGUCUCAGACCUUUCUCGUGUGGCAAAUUCUCCUGUCCAUCAUUUUUCUAGGGAGGAGAUAUAAAGUAAAUCAACUUUUCGGAUGUUUUCUUGUCACUGUCGGUGUAAUCAUAACUGUAGCAAGUGGUUCUGGUGCUGGUAAUUCAUUGACGGAAGCAGGCAUAUUUUGGAGCCUUCUGAUGAUAGUUUCUUUUCUGUUUCAAGCAGCUGACACAGUGCUAAAGGAAAUAAUCUUUUUGGAUGCUGCUCAGAAAUUAAAGGGUGGUUCAGUAGAUCUAUUUGUUGUAAAUUCCUAUGGAUCUGCUUUUCAGGCACUGUUCAUUUGCUUACUUCUACCCUUCUUAUCAAAAUUGUGGGGCAUUCCAUUUAGCCAGCUCCCAAGCUAUCUUAAAGAUGGUGCAGCUUGUUUCUUGAACAUUGGUGGAACUUUAUCAAGUGGUAAGCCAUGAACACCUGCUUUCCUACCAUUAUCUGUAAAGGUCAAUACUGAAUUUAUAAUAGAAGAUAGACUGCCCAUAGACACCUAGUUUAGUAGCUCUUUUAGGCUUCUCUUACCAACAGAGCCUGUAGAGGGUGUAAAAUGCCAACUGCUUGUAUAAGCAGUCAAAAAUGGGCAUAGACCAUGAAAUUGGCUGAUAUAUUUUUAAAAAGGACCGUUUAGAAUUUAAUGCUUCAAAUUUACUGAACAUCACAAUUCACAAAAUAUCAUUGUACAAACCAGAAGAAGUAGCAUGAAAUAAGGAAUAAGAUAUAUCCAAUGUGGAUGAGAAAAUUAGCAUCAAUGGGAUAGAAUAGAUUUGAAGAUGAUAGAGAGGAUUUUGUGGUAUUCGAAUUGAAAUUUAAGCUCAUGUUGGCAAUAAUGGCCUAUUAAAAGUUGAGUAAGUUCCUUUGUAACCCAGGACAAAACCAACUGUCGGGAGAUUGUGAUACUGUUACUCAUAUAUAAGAAAACAAUUCGAAGUCAUCUUAUUAUUCAUAGCUCUGGCUUACCAUCCUGAUUAUCCAUUCUCCAUUUCUCAUAAGCCUUCUUCUGUAAUGGGUUUUAAAGAGUUAAACUACUUCGAAAUCUCUGGCAAACCACAGGUUGUGAUGGUGCCCCUUUACUACCUAUGCUCUUUGUUAUUAUCAACAUGGGUUUUAACAUCUCAUUACUACAUCUACUCAAGAAAUCCUCUGCUGUGGUCUCUUCACUUGCAUCCACUUUUUCAGGUAUGUCUUUGUUGUCUUUGAUUAUUGUUUUCAUCUUUUUCUUUCAAACAUCCCAUGGAUUACAGAUUCUCAAUCCGAAGGAAAAUUUUCCAUCUGUUAAAACUGCUGAUGCACUGAAUAUGAUGUUUGUGACAAAGUUUGAAUCUAAACUUACCUUGCCAACUCCAUGUGGGGGUGCCAUUUACCUUGCAAUUAGACAGGCUUCUUUAUUAGCUAAGAAAUAAGUUUUGGUUAA